Molecule: messenger RNA, 2798 nt
Organism: Cuscuta epithymum
Lineage: Eukaryota; Viridiplantae; Streptophyta; Magnoliopsida; Solanales; Convolvulaceae
Source: the annotation of a GenBank genome assembly
AUAAUUUCGGUCUGGAGGGGCAAAAGAACAAAAGAAUACACCCAUCGUAUGAUCAGGCUUGUUGUGUUGCCGAGGAAUCCGGUAGAAGCUGAAACCAAGACAGUCACGGAGUCGCCUGAUUCAUUUUUCCUGAAACCCCUCUCCGGGUAUUUCGUAGCAUAUACGAGUACUAUCUAUAUACAUAUAGAUUGCCUCAAUGAAGUGAUCGGCGAUUUGCUUGGGACGAUGAUGUGAAAUGUCAGGGGGCGAGUACAGCGACCACAACGUUCUAUUACAGCGCCCCUUUUCAUCGGCGACCGAGAAAGAAAACGAUUUAGAGGCUCCGUCAUCGCCCAGGGCUCCGAACAAAGGCAUUGCGGAUCUGUUGAAGCGUUUGGAUCGAAGCCUUUCCGGUCGCAAAUCUCCUACUGCAAAACGGCCCAAUAGGGAUCGUUCCUCUCCCUCUUAUUCACCAUUGGGUCGCGGUUUUGACUCCACAGGCUCUCGCAACAAUGAUAUCGAAGAGGAUGAAGUCCUCGGAGAUAGUGCGCCCCCGGAAUGGGCUCUCCUGCUAGUUGGAUGUCUUCUUGGUCUCGCUACUGGGCUUUGUGUAGCCGUGUUUAACCGCGGGGUGCAUGUAAUACAUGAAUGGGCAUGGGCUGGUACCCCAAAUGAAGGUGCAGCGUGGUUGCGUUUGCAAAGACUAGCUGACACAUGGCACCGUAUACUUCUGAUACCCGUCUUAGGAGGAGUCAUCGUUGGGAUGCUGCAUGGUCUGCUGGGAAUUUUGGAUCAGAUAAAGCAGUCAUCCACUCCUUCUUCUCAGGGGCAAGGCUUUGAUUUGUUUGCUGGAAUCUUCCCGACGGUGAAGGCUAUACAGGCUGCUAUAACUCUGGGUACUGGUUGCUCUUUAGGUCCAGAAGGCCCCAGUGUGGAUAUUGGGAAAUCGUGUGCUCAUGCAUGCUCUGUGAUGAUGGAGAACAACCGUGAAAGGAGGAUCGCUCUUGUCGCAGCUGGUGCUGCUGCGGGUAUUGCUUCAGGUUUCAAUGCAGCGGUUGCUGGUUGUUUCUUUGCAAUUGAAACUGUUUUAAGGCCACUGCGAGCAGAAAACUCUCCUCCAUUUACCACUGCUAUGAUUAUAUUGGCGUCCGUGAUUUCAUCCACGGUAUCAAAUGCUGUUUUGGGAGAAAAACAGGCAUUCACUGUACCCACAUAUGAUCUGAAAUCUGCUGCUGAAUUGCCUUUGUAUCUAAUACUGGGAAUGCUAUGUGGAGUAGUAAGUGUGGCAUUCAGUUAUCUGGUCAAGUGGUUCAGUAAUGCUUUUCAGUUCAUCAGGGAAAAAUUCGGAGUACCAGAUGUUGUAUGUCCUGCUCUGGGAGGUCUAGGAGCUGGAAUUAUAGCUCUUAAGUACCCCGGAGUACUUUAUUGGGGCUUCACUAACGUUGAUGAGAUUCUUCAUACUGGGAAGACAGCCUCGGCACCUGGGAUCUGGUUGCUGUUUCAAUUGUCAGCUGCAAAAGUUGUUGCCACAGCUUUGUGCAAAGGUUCUGGUCUUGUUGGGGGUCUUUACGCACCUAGUUUAAUGAUAGGUGCCGCUGUUGGUGCAGUGUUUGGUGGCUUUUCUGGGGAGCUGAUUAAUUCUGCUAUCCCCGGGAAUUCUGCUAUUGCCCAGCCUCAAGCAUAUGCACUGGUUGGAAUGGCUGCUACACUAGCGUCAGUUUGUUCAGUCCCUUUAACUUCCGUUCUACUUUUGUUUGAGUUGACAAAAGAUUACAGAAUCUUGCUUCCUCUCAUGGGGGCUGUUGGAUUGGCAAUAUGGGUGCCUUCAGUGGCGAACCAGCCAAAGGUCAUGGAGGUCUCAGGCACAAAUAAUUUGUCACGAGAUUAUUCUAGUCUUUCACCUGAUGAAGACAAAAACACAGGGAGCAUCUGGAGGGGCAAUACUGGGGAUAGAAAUGACAUGGAACUUUCCAUUAUUGGUAAUUUGAACAAUCUUGAAACAAUUGAUGAGGAUCUAAUUCUGGAUAAUCUAAAGGUUUCUCAGGCUAUGUCUCAUGAUUAUUUGAAGCUGUCAUUGAGCCAAACAGUGAAGGAAGCUUUGGAUUUUAUGAGUGAAAAUCAACAACGUUGUGGCAUUGUAGUUGAUGAUGAAGAUUGUCUGGAAGGAGUUUUAACUUAUGGUGACAUUAAACGGAGUUUAGGAGAGAACUCUGGAGAUUUGCUGCAUACAGAUGUAAAUACAUCCCUUGUUUCAUCCAUUUGCACAAGAGGGAUAAGCUACCGAGAAAAAGAAUGUGGUCUUCUAACAUGUUAUCCAGAUACAGACCUGGCAAUUGCAAAGCAACUAAUGGUGGCUAAAGGAAUUAAACAGUUGCCAGUUAUUAAACGUAGAAGAGACAUUCAGAAAGAGAGAAAACGCAUGGUAGUUGCUAUCCUGCAAUAUGAUUCAAUCGAGGAGUCUAUCAGGAAAGAGGUCAACCGUUUCAAAAUGAUCUGUCAGCAGAUAAAAGGAGAAAGUUUUGAUCAGACGGAUGCAAAUGGCCACUAACAACAUAGGACAAUUCAAACGCAGAAAACAAACUUCAAGACUUCAUUUUUUUCCUGGCUUUGACAAUCUUUUCAUAUAGAUAAUUGGUAUACUCCCUCACCGUGCUCAUUUCCCAGGGCCUGGCUCCUUUUACUAUUACCAAACUGGGGAAGGAAUUAUAUUGUGCAUUUAUGUUUUGUUCAUACCCCUAUUGUAUUUGUAUUGCCUGUAUAUGGAAUUUAUUUUAGCAAUGGUAAAUUAAACAUAGUAAAGUGAGAUUAUUGUGCGUCUA